AUGGGAUCAAAUCUUAGCUUCAAGAAAAUGCUGUCAUACCCAUUCACAUUUCGGCAAUCUUUCAAGAGGAUUCAAAGGAGCCAAAGUACGAAAAUGGUUCUUGAAGGACCUCAUAAUCCAAAAGACCAACAAAUUGUUGAUAAAUUUCGUGAAUUGCUUUUUGUUGAGGGUCAGUUACAAGUGAAGCACUUCGAUUAUCAUACUCUUUUAAGAUUCCUUAGAAUGAGGGAUUUUGAUCUAAUGAAAGCAAAAGAUAUGUUUUUGCAAUAUCUCAAGUGGAGAGAGGAAUUUCACGUUGAUGCAAUAGCCAAGGAAUUUAAAUUUGAAGAGUACCCAGAAGUCAAGAAGUGUUAUCCUCAUGGAUUUCACGGAGUUGAUAGAUAUGGUAGGCCAGUUUACAUUGAAAGGAUAGGAAUGAUUGAUCUCGAUACUUUUCUUCAAGUUACUUCUAUUGAGAGAUUUUUGAAGCAUCACGUUUCUGAACAAGAGAAGACUCUGAAUUGGAGAUAUCCAGCAUGUUCACUUGCUGCAAAGAAACACAUAGCUUCCACCACGAGCAUCUUGGAUGUGAAGGAUGUGGGAUUAUCCAAGUUCUCGAAGCCUGCUCGGUAUCUCUUUAUGGAAAUUCAAAAAAUUGACAGCAGCUAUUAUCCUGAGACACUUCAUCAGCUUUUUAUUAUUAAUGCUGGAUCUGCAUUCAGAGUCCUUUGGAAAGCAAUUCGGGCUUUUCUUGAUCCUCGUACAUUGGCAAAAAUACGAGUGCUGGGAACUGACUACAAAAGUAGCCUACUCGAAGUUAUUGAUCCAAGUACCCUUCCAAUUUUCUUGGGCGGCAACUGCACUUGUGCUGAAUAUGGCUGUUGUCUGUUAAGUGACAAAGGACCUUGGAAUGAUCCUCAAAUAAAACAAAUGCUUCAGGGGAUGUUACAAACAGAAGACGAGAAUGAAGGUGAAUUGAUGAAUUCUCAGUCCUCACAAGAUUCUAGUGAUGGCGAUCCUGAAAAUGUUCCAAUUAAAUCUGUAUGGGAUGUAGUUUCACUUAGAGACGAGGCUCUCAGGGGAAAUAGUGAGACAAAAUAUAAUGAUCAGGUUCUGUUACAUAAACUCCAAGCAUUCGAACCUGUGCUUGAAGAUGCGAAAGUAAAAAUCAGGAUGUUGGAAGUUGCACUGGAGGAUACCAAGUCGGUCUUACAAGGACUUUCUCAACGUAUAGAAGAGCUGAAGCGUUGA
Fraxinus pennsylvanica is the source of this 1230-nucleotide messenger RNA. Lineage: Eukaryota; Viridiplantae; Streptophyta; Magnoliopsida; Lamiales; Oleaceae. The record is from the annotation of a GenBank genome assembly.